AUGGCCUGGGGUCUCCGGGGAUCGAUGCGGACGACCGGGAGGUCUCGAACAGUUUUCGCCGCCUUUCUUGCGGCCUGCGGGAUUUUCGCGCACUGGAGCAUCUCCUUUGUUAAUGCCUGGACGGCGUGCGAGGCCUGGCAGUUCCUCGGCGCGAGGCCUUCCUGCACGUGCGGCCGGCGGUGCUGCCGAAGUGGCCAAAGAUGGGCAAAUCUUUGUCUCUAUAGCCGCAUAUGCGGACCCAGAGCUGCCUGCCACUAUGCAGUCGUUAAUUGCCGCGGCUUCGCGGCCGGAGCUGAUUCGAUUUGGGAUAGCUGCGCGGCAGCACUUCUGACGUUUUUUGCCAUUUCAAAGGAAGACACAGGUGCGGGCUGGCACUUCGAGGGCCACGGCUGGGACCGGGACCGACUUUUGGGUCGCCGGCUGGUGUACUUCGGAGAGCGUCACGAAGAACCUGCAGUGUGCACCGCACAGCUGGCAGCCUUGCAAAAGUGGCUGGAGGCGAACCCAGCAACUCCGACUGCUUUGGUGCUGGAGCACUUCACUGCCCAACAGCAGCACAUUCUGGAUCGAUGGGGGCAGGACGAUCCGCAUGAGCUCGUGGAGGAGUAUGAGGCCCAGAAUGGUGAAUUUGACAUUGGGCUCUACGAGCCACUACUUACAGCUGCUGCGCAAGCAAAGGUGCGGCUUGUGGCGGGCUUUCCAAGUCGAGCUGAAGCCAGAGAGGCAGUCCGGGGAUCCAUGGAUGUGAGGGAAAUGGAAGAACUACACAAGCUGAUGGGCCCAGACACUCUGGCAGAUCAUUUUCGGCUCUUUGCUGCUAUGAUCGCUGGGGCGCCAGUUUCCGAGCAUGAGACUGGGGAAGUCGCUACGCGAGGGCGGCAGAUCUUCCCCGCCCAAUGCUGGAAGGAUUUUGUUUGCGCGAAAGUCAUCGUCGGCCUCUUGGAAAGCCACCACCAGACUAUGGUGGUGUGUGGAUGCGGACACAGCGACUUUGGACUCGGGAUACCCAGCCGCGUAGAAGCACUGGCGAAGCGCCAGCUGCCCCAUCUGCUCCCUCUUCAGCAGCUAAUUGUUACGGCCAGGGCACGAGACGAGGAGGUUGUGGCCAAAUUCCGCGGCCACAGCUUGGCUGACAUUCUCAUCCGCUACGAUGAGUGA
Molecule: messenger RNA, 1158 nt
Organism: Symbiodinium sp. CCMP2456
Lineage: Eukaryota; Dinophyceae; Suessiales; Symbiodiniaceae
Source: the annotation of a GenBank genome assembly